Chelmon rostratus (copperband butterflyfish) is the source of this 1972-nucleotide messenger RNA. Its product is annotated as jupiter microtubule associated homolog 1-like. Bases 135 to 593 code for a protein of 152 amino acids. Gene Ontology annotation, cellular component: nucleus. The record is from RefSeq and is a predicted model, not a curated record. Lineage: Eukaryota; Metazoa; Chordata; Actinopteri; Chaetodontiformes; Chaetodontidae. The transcript is spliced from 5 exons.
ACUUGCGGCAGGUUGAUUAUUGGGAACCACCGGCUAGGAUAGACAAUGAUGAGGCGGUGAAGUACUACUAAUGAAAGUGUAAUUCGCGUGCAUCCUUUCAGAUUUAAAGAUAUUUUACGACUUCUUGUGCAAAAAUGACGACGACUACGACAUAUCAAGGCAUGGAGCCCGGAUCAAAAAGCAGCUCCAGGGUUUUGCGCCCUCCUGGUGGCGGUUCCAACAUUUCACUCGGUGCAGAUGAGGAGAAGCCUCCCGUCCGGAAAAACAAGAUGGCCUCCAGUGUUUUCGCUGAGCCAGAGGACCCCUAUGCUAAUCGAAGGAACAACCCACCAGGUGGGAAGCCCACAGGAGUACUGUGUGGUGAGCCUUCAGCCCCCCUGAGGAGAGGAGGGAACCCCACCGCCAACCACACUGCAGAUGCCCCGGCCACAGAUGGAGAAACUUCUGUACGCGAUAUUGAAAACAGUGUUGCUGAGCCCGAAGCAGCUUCUGGGCAGCAAGACGAGGCCCCUCCAGCUGAGGACUCCGCUGCAGGACUACCGUCCGGCCGCAGGAAUCCCCCCGGGGGCAAGUCCAGCCUCAUACUGGGUUGAAUCCCAGCCAGCCGCCCCUCCUUACAUCCACUCAUCUCUGAAGUCAUCCUUUGUUGUUAUUUUUUUUUUUUUUUUUUUUUUUCUUCAAACAAGGAACCCCCAGCCCAUUUGUCUGUACCACAGGAACCCUAUCUGAUGUCCAACAGACACCAGUCCUCCUCCACAUCCCCAAGUGCAUUGUUUUGAUACCUCUUUUUUGAAAACUGUUUUGUACUGUUUUUAUUGUUUGUUUGUUUUGACAGAAGCACUUUAUGUAUUUCUAAUUACAUGGUUCAAAGUCUGCCUUUGCCCUGUAAUGCAUUAGACCUGCCAGAAAGGGUACAAGGAUCACAUUUCUACUAUAAACCAGUGGUAAAUCUCUCCCAUCACAAGCUGUAGGUGAUUAUACAAGCAGUUUCUAGAACACGCGCAAAGAAAAAAAGCUGUCUUUUUUGCACUGUGUUCGGUUUCGACCCAUCUUGCAUGCACGUCUGGUCUGUAACGUAUGAAUGUGAGAACAUAACUGUGAAGAUUUAUUUCUUUUGUUAAUUUAACCUGUUUGUUAGUUGUUUUUUUGUGGAAUAAUUGUCGUAUUGUUGUUGCAUGAAGUUGAAAUCUUUCUACUGAUAUGAUUAUGAUCCAUGUAGGAGCCACAUAAAUGACUGUCAUUGUGAUCUGAAGGAUGCAAACAUUUGUCUUCAGAUGGUUACUGUAGGUCCCAUGUCAGGUAACAGAAUUGGAAUAAGCCUUUUUUAUAUUGUAGUCUCAAACCUUAGAUUAUUGUACCCCCAGUGCCGGUUUUGAGUGCCCCGUGUUUUUAUAGGUAAAAUUUGCUCUAAAAUAAAGUGUGCCUGUUUGUGUGUUAGGCUACAACAUCAAACAAGGUUGGGUUUCCCCAAUUGCAUCCUUACCAGUAUCAGCAAGGGCAAGUCUCUCCAUUGCAAGUCAGUGGAAUGUUGUUGGUCCUGAUACUUACAGUGUUUCUGGUAAACCCCUCCUAGAUUUGACAAGUGACCUUAUGACAGCUCAGCCUUUUUUUUUCUUCUUUUCUUUCCCUGUGUUUUACCCUCCUUUUCCAUUUGUUAACGAUCCUGCUCACUGGAACUAUAGAACAGUCUUUUUGUACAUUUCACGUCACAUUAUUUAAACCAAAAUUCAGAACUCCCUCCUGCUUCUGUCUUGUCGAGUCACGUGCGCGAACGCUGUGUCAGCCAGCUGUCACGCCAGAGCACCUAGGUUUCAGCUACAUGAAGUGUUAUUCCUGUGGUGUCUGUUUUUAACGCGUGUUACGAUGCAAGACAUGUCUGUUUGCAUUCUUUACCGAUUCCUGUCGCUGGAUGUAAGUCACUGCAGGAAUCUGAAUUCAAGAAAUGGCACAAGUGGAAAUGAACAUUAAAAAU